Hydra vulgaris (swiftwater hydra) is the source of this 1680-nucleotide messenger RNA. Lineage: Eukaryota; Metazoa; Cnidaria; Hydrozoa; Anthoathecata; Hydridae. The record is from RefSeq and is a predicted model, not a curated record.
AAUGUCUUGUUGUAAUUGAUAAAGUCCUUUAGCAGUUAUAAAAUAAAAUUAUUUUUACAAAAAUUUACAAACAAACUAAAGGGCAUCAAUAUGUGAUACAAAUAUGCAACGGCAAAAUAAAGUGUUUGACAAAUCAACCAUGGAGAAGUAAACAAUAUGUGAUUUUUUUGGUCUGCAUAAUCGACCAAAUGUGUCCACAAUUGAAAGAAUUGUUUUCAAAUUUCAGAAGACCAGGUCUGUAGGAAAUGUGAAAACACUUGUUCAUGCUCCACCAGUUUGUUCUACAGAAAACAUAGAUCUUGCUUGCAGUAGUGUGGCAGAAAAGACAUUAAUCUCAACUUGUCAUUCCAGACAAUUGAACAUCUCAUGAACAUCACUGUUGCGAAUUUUGAAGAAAGAUUUGUAUUUACAAACUUACAAGUUUGACUCAAUACCUGAAGCCUACUAACUACUGAUCAGCCUACUGAUUUUAAGAGUCAUUAUUAUGCUGAAUGGUUAUUUGAACAGAAGUGAAUGGUGACAUUACAAAUAAAAUCAUCUGCUUUGGCAAGGCUCACUUUAAUCUCAAUGGAUUCGUUAAUGACCAGAAUUUAGCAUCUGGGCAAAUGAGAAUCCAUGAGUGAUUGUUGAAAAGCCAAUGCAUUCACAAAAAGUGAUCAGUAUCAUCCUGCCAUACUUUUUCAAAAAUGAGAUCAGCCAGGCAGUUACUACGAGCAGUGUUUGCUAUUGCGAGAUAAUAAUGGACUUCUUUAGGCCACUAAUUUUGGAUAUGGAUCUGGAUGGUAUGUGCUUCCAACAGGAUGGUGCCAUUUGCCACACAUCCAACGACACAAGAAAUUCAAUCACUGUGUUAUCUUACGUUGUGAUGAUAUUAAUUGCUGCCAUGAUCAUGUGAUUCGACACCAUUGGACUUCCUUCUUUAGCGAUAUUUAAAAAAAUUGUACAUAUCAAUAAGCCAAGAACAAUUCAAGAGCUAAAGGAUAAUUUGGCACAUUAAUCACUUUCAAUUAUGUCUCUGAAUCAUUGAAAAUAUGGGCUGUCAGAUAGAGAUAUGGCAUUAAAGAUUAUUGGGUUUCAGGAUCAUGAUGUUAAAUCUAACAAAACUUAUAAACAUAAAAUAUUCAUUGGUGAACAAGACUACUGCACAGAGAAACAAGAUUCUUCUUUCAACCAUCAUGGACCACUUCAAAAAAAUGCUCAUUGUGCUGCUGAACAGAAGAGAAGAGAUGCUAUAAAGGAUGGAUUAGUGCAACUCGCAAAACUUGUUCAACAAAAUCAUUGUGAAGAGGAUUUCAAAGCAAGCAAGGCCCAAAUACUUCAAAAAGCGAUCACAUGCGUCAAUGUUUUAGUGGAAGAACAAGGUCAUCGAACUCGAGAAAUUGAAGAUUUAGAAAAACAUCUUACAGUGCUCAAAAUGAUACAAGGAAGUUAUGAAGACCUUGCAAAAUCUGUUCAUGUUUCUCAUAAAAAUGAAAUCAAUGAUGAAAUGAAGUUUGCAGUGUUUAAAUAUUUGAUGGCUAUAUUAUGGGAAUCUUUCAAUCUGACCGUCAUCAUAACUGAUUUUUCCUGUCUUACUUCAACCGUAAUAGCAUGGAUACAAGCUCAUUGCAAACCGGACAUAAUAAGAUCAAAUCUUGUAAAGUCUAUACGUAGUGUUUUAGGUUUUUCUUAAAGUAAUAA